AUGGCCUCCCUCUUCGGCAAGAAACAGCGCCACAGGUCAUCCAACUCCUCCUCAGCCACCUCCCCCACCAACCUCGUCGCCGUCCCCUACAGCCAGCUCACCUCGGGACCCCCGCCCAUCGCAGGCCCGUCCACAUCCAGGUCGGACAACUCCAAGCUCGUCAGCGCCCCCAACACCAACCCCACCCUCACAGACGAUGGCACACCACUGAAUGCAAACUCGAGGACGUAUGGGGCCAUGGCACGCCCGGCGCCGCCCCCUGAUACCCCAAAGAGGCGGCGGACAGGGGACGACAUGGCGGGCGCUGGUGCCGGGGGCGGCAGCGGGGAUAGACCGAGAAUGUCCAACGUGACAGACCCAGGGAUACAUGAGAGUAGCUAUAGCUCGAGGUCUGGGGACGGGCAUCAAGAAAUGCUGCAGCGCUCAGUGAGCCCCUACUACGACUCUGUCUCUAGCGCAGGUGCCGCCUCGGCUAUCCAGCGUAGUCACACCUCGACACAAGAGUUUGGGGGCAGGUCGUAUGUCCAUCCCUACGCUGCAAUGGGACAGAGAAACCCAGAGACUGCCAGUGUGCAUACAGUGUCGUCUAUGGCAAGUCAAAGGUCCCGUAUCCAUGUCGAAGACACAGAUCCGGGACGGUAUCCACUGGGCUAUCCUCUAGGCCCUUCGCGGCAACAGUACACGACGCAAAGAGAAUCAGAUGGGCGUACUACCCCCACACAAUCUCCCCAGCCCCACGUGACAACAUUCACCAUUCCUGCGCCUUUACAAGGUAGAGACGAGUGGCAGCGUCCAUCCGACCAGGUCAUUGAAGAGUGGUAUCGCCAUCUUCUCCAAAAUACCGAUUUAGACCCUUCAUCAAACCAUACCACUUCACCAAACCCCUCCCUGAGAUCUUCAGUGUCGUCCUCAACGUCGAGAGCAGCCAUGUCUGCGGCACAAGUGCCUGUAGAGUCAAAGUGGAUGCUUGUCCAGCAAUAUUGGAGAUCACGGCCUAAUGCUCCCGGGGGUCGUAAGCAAGAGACGCCUAGGGUUGCUGGCAAACGGGCUACCAAAGGAGACAAGGGAGAUAAGGGCUCGGUGGAAUACUUUUUGAGCCAGCUGUUCAACAGAGACGCUUUGACUCCUGCCUUGCUGUCUUCGUUGGAAAUCAGCUUGAGAACAGAGACUUUAGAUUGGAUCCAAAACUUUAUGGACCACCAGGGCCAGGCAGCUCUAGGCAAUGUCCUGACCAAAUUGACCUAUACCAACGGUGUCUGUGAACAACCCUCGGCCAAGGACGAAGGUCUAAUGCACUGUCUCAGUCGGUCUAUAUGUAAACACCGAAUUGGCUGCAACGACGCAGUGACCAAACCACGCACCAUCGAACGGAUCAUCCUCUAUCUCACAUGUUCCAACAUGAACUGUCGAAUGUGGGCUGCCCAAAUAUUGACGGUCCUCUGUCAGAUCAGCGAAUCCAACGGAGACAAACCUGGUCUUGCUGUAGUCUACAUGGCGUUUGACGAAUUGAAAGAAAAAGUCAACCAGGGUGUGCUGGACAUUCGAAAAAAAGUCGAGCGGUUCAGCUUGUGGAUGUCACAAUUGGCAGAAGUCCUCGAAAAGCAAGGGCGGAUGGGAAGCAAAGUUCGCGCACACCCCCUCGUCAAAGGCUUGGACGUGCUUGAGUAUUGCCGUACCAUGGUUCUUCUCCUUGUCUCUUUACCCUCUUCCAACGACGCCAAGACCAGAGAAUCUAUCCGCUGGCAACUCGAGCUUUCUGGCGCUCCCCUCGUCGUUGCUCGCUUACGGCAACUACGGGAUCCGGAAAUCAAUAUGCAGCUCGACAUUUACGAAGAGAAUGCCCGAAACGACAUGGCCAAUCUCGUAGAUAGCAAGAAGGAGUCUGAUCUCAAAAAGCUGCGAAGCCCGGAGCAAAUCAUCGGGAUGCUUCUCGAAAAGACCAAGGGCAAGACAGAGGGUCUUUACCUGCUAGACAUCUUGCGGCACUUUGUCCUCAUCGAUGCGGAGGGCGACGAGAGACCGAGAUAUUUCCAGCUCUUGAGCGAGCUGACCUCGACCAUCGUCAUGGGAGCUUCGCCAGAUUUGCAUGGCGAGUUUGAAAGUGCUUUUCAUCGCUCAAUCAACUAUGUCCUUGGUAAACUUGCCGAAAAUAAGGCCUAUGACGAAGCCAUGGCCGAAGUCAAGGAGCUCAGGGCUACCAAUGAGAGACUCACCUACGAGCGCGAGGACCUUCAGGACGAAAUAUCUGCGGGGAACGACGGCCUCGUCGGUCGCCUCAAGGCGCAGAUUACCGAGCUGGAGAAGAAGCUCUACAAUUCGCGUGUGGCUAUGGAAGCCGCUCUUGACGAGAAGGAGGGUAUGCGCAAAGACUAUGAAAAGCGUUUGCAUGAGCUCCGUCUCUGGCUCCAGAGGCUUUACAACAUCAUCCGCGAGGCUGGUCUGGAGCUUCCGAGGGGUAUGGAAGGGAUGGCCAAUAUCCCCGACUUUUCGCGGUUGGAAACCGAGUGGAAGAUGGUGAUUGACAAAGACAAGGCGCAUGACCAAACCUUUGAGAAGCUCACCGGCUCCUCGUUCCAUGGCAAGGACGGAUCGAGGUCGAGUUCUCUCAAGAGGGCGAUCAGAAGAAAUGACUCGACCGACGUCGAUGACGAGUCGGAGGAGGAGCACGAGGAUGGAGAAGUCUUGGAGGCUGCCAAAGUGGCUCUUUCCAACGUCAGGGGUCAAAGGCGAUCCCUAAAAAAGAGGAAAUCGAGGACACCGGGCGGAAAGGCCAAGCACGUCUCGGUAUCUCAAUUCGAAGAUGCCGGCGACGACAGCGUCCUUUUACACAUCGAGAACUCGUUGCAAGAGGCCGACUCUGUCUCCCCUGUCCCGCGCACCCAUGGCCAGCAGUCCUCACGAUCAGGUCGCCUACAAGAGGUCAUCACCGCUGGCACGCCCACACGUGCCAACUUUGACCCUGCAGCUCCACCCAUUGGCGAAAAGUCUGUCUGGCGAGGCCAGAAGAAGCCUUCCGCUUUCCCUCCUCGAUUCGUGGCCGAGCUACGUGCCAAGCAGAUCUCGCGAAGUUCUUCAGCUCCCGCUCAGCUCAACGAUCUCGACUCGAAUAGUGACCAUGAUGAUUCCGACAACCGUGACUCUCAAUACACUGAGCGUAAUACUGCGUAUACCUCUGGCGUGUCUGAAGUGCUCAAGACUCCGGGAAGCAGAGAUAGUUUCAGGUUGCAAGUGCUGUCAAAAGCCAAGAGUGUCAAACAUGAUUUGGAUCUGGAAAAGGAUUUCUCACAGGAUGGCAAUGCGCUUUCCACGGUGACGGAAGACGAGGAAAAGAGUGGACGGAUGCUAGCCACGCAGGUUCCCGAUGAGUCGGAAAGUAUGGCUGCUCCGCCGCCACCGCCACCGCCUCCCCCGCCCCCUUUGCCCCCUCCCGGUUUCUUGGGUCCAGCCGUCGCUCGAGGACCGACUUCUUCUAUGGCACCGCCUCCACCUCCUCCCCCACCCCCGCCUCCUCCUCCUCCGCCCCCGCCUGGAGGCAUGCCCCGCAAGCCAGCAGCAGUGCCAGCCGGUGCGCCAGACAUGUCCAACGUCUUUGCUGGUAUCAAGGGUGGUCACUCGCUCAAAAAGACCGCUGGCUCGACCGUUCCUCCUCCUCCGCCUCCCCCACCUCCUGCAGCUCCCUCGUCCAAUCCUGCGUCUCGUGCGCCGCUGGAGUCUGUGUCUUCUUUGCUUUACGGUGUAAAUGACUCGCGUAAAGAUGUUAGCAUGAUUGCUAGUAAGCGAAUGAAGCAGCUGCAGUGGGACAAGGUCAGCAAGGCGCAAUUGGGAAAGACGGUGUGGAAAAAGGCAGAGGAUGACAAGAUGGAGGAAGAAGUGGUCAACAUGAUGAAGGCGCAUAAUAUCUGGGAUGAGAUUGAGAACGAGUUCAAGGCAAAGGAAGUCAUGUAUGAUGCGAUCAAGAAGCGAAGGGAGCAAGAGAUUAUCAGUGUGUUGGCUCCUGAUCACAGAAAGCGUAUCGAGAUUCUCAUCUCGGGGCCAUUCGCCAAGACUUACAAAGACAAUCCCGAGGGUCUUGCCAAUGCCAUCUCCGAGUUUGACUCUGAGCUGUGCGUCGAGGCGUUCUUGAAUGAAUUACAGAGUGUACUUCCCAACGAUGAUGAUCGUGGUAAACUCCUCACGCAUUCGGCGGACGACCCUGAACAAUUCGCUAAAUUGCAUCCCGCCGAUAGGCUCAUGGUCCGUCUCAUCCAGCUUUCUCAUCUGAAUGAGCGUGUCAAAGGAAUGCUGUACCGGGUCCGAUUCCCCCAAAAUAUCGAUCUUCUUGAACAGAGUCUUGCCGUGCUUGAGGAUGCGUGCGAUGCCUUGAUGGAUGCCAAACAGUUCCAGGCUCUGCUUGCACUGAUCCUGACCAUGGGCAAUUACAUCAACGGUACUAAUUAUGCUGGCGGUGCUUUUGGCUUCAAGAUUGCCAGUAUCAAUAAACUGGUGGAUACCAAAUCCAGCGGUGGACAAAACUUGCUGCACUUCUUGGAAAAGACGGUAUCCCUGCACUUUCAAAAUAUCGGCGAGUUUUUGAACGAGCUCGAGAUUCCUGCUACUGCUGCUCGAGUCAACUAUGCGGAUCUGCAAUCUACAUCGAAAACCAUGCUCGACGACAUUUAUCGUAUUCGCGACGCCCUCGACAAGCAAUUCGACGGCGACACCUCGCAGUAUACACGCAAGAUGAACAUUUUCGUCACCAUUUCGUCUGAGCGGGUGCGGAAUGUCAGAGACGGCAUCAUUGCGGCAGACCGCAAAUUGAAAGAGGUGCAGACGUUCUAUGGAGAGUGUGAUGAUAUGGGGAGAGGGAUGCAGAGUCAAGAGUUCUUUGGGAUUUUCAGGACUUUUGUGUCUUCCUACAAGUUCUGCCAAGCUCAGAACCGGGCACGAGCAGAAGAACAAGCUGCUCUCGAAGAUCGCGCUCGACGGAGACUUGAACGCAAACAGAUGGGCCUAACCCCACAGCCUACCGGCAUGUCUACCACCUCGUCUACUGGCGACUUUGAAGAUACCAUUACGAAACUUCGCAAAAACGGCACUCCGCGUAUACCGCGCGAGAGGACGAAACGCGAGUUUGCCCCACCUCCAAGCCCGCUGUCUGAAUCUGUUGAUCUGGAAAAGAUGAUGCUGGCAGCUUCUGGCGGCGGAGCGGACGGGGGAGAUGGAGGCGGGUACGGGAUGGAACCCGAGUACGAGGCGUUGAUGGCGCAGAGGCUCUUGUCUACGACAUUCAAAUCGCCUUUUGACUCUUCCGAGUGGAGCGCCGACGUCUUGAAUGGCAUGGACGAAGCCAAGGACCCGGAAGAAGCCGGUAACGACUCGUUGGAGGAUCCGGACGCAACUCAGGUGUACAAGCUGAGCGCCCCGCCGCAGUCGACGCUGUCAAUGUCUGACAGUUCCUUUGCGGAGGGUGUAGAGUAUGUCGAAUCGAGUACGCCUCGAGCGACUACUCCUACCUCACCCCUUCGAGAUGGCCCGUCGCCACACACACCUAGCCCGAUGAUUGAAGGGCUUGCGGGGAUGGAGGCUCUGAUCUGGCCGUCGACGCCUUCGCCUACCCGUGAAACCCUCGUCAAUGGGGCAGACGCAGAUGAUGGAAAGCUGCAUGCGAGGACGGUACGAGGGGAUGAGCAGGAUUGA
Cryptococcus wingfieldii CBS 7118 is the source of this 5676-nucleotide messenger RNA. RefSeq lists its product as hypothetical. The transcript is spliced from 10 exons. The coding region runs from base 1 to 5676 and encodes 1891 amino acids. Gene Ontology annotation, molecular function: small GTPase binding; actin binding. Lineage: Eukaryota; Fungi; Basidiomycota; Tremellomycetes; Tremellales; Cryptococcaceae. Gene Ontology annotation, biological process: mitotic actomyosin contractile ring assembly; actin filament bundle assembly; barbed-end actin filament capping. The record is from RefSeq and is a predicted model, not a curated record. Gene Ontology annotation, cellular component: cell division site; mating projection tip.